Messenger RNA from Didymosphaeria variabile, 2235 nucleotides. It is a transcript of the gene ERG7A, whose product is annotated as Lanosterol synthase erg7A. Gene Ontology annotation, cellular component: lipid droplet. The transcript has 4 exons. Gene Ontology annotation, biological process: triterpenoid biosynthetic process; ergosterol biosynthetic process. Lineage: Eukaryota; Fungi; Ascomycota; Dothideomycetes; Pleosporales; Didymosphaeriaceae. Gene Ontology annotation, molecular function: lanosterol synthase activity. The record is from RefSeq and is a predicted model, not a curated record. The coding region runs from base 1 to 2235 and encodes 744 amino acids.
AUGAGGCAGGCGAACGGUACUCCGAACGGGCACGCGAAUGGGCAUGUGAAAAGCAAUGCGGCGAUGAGAAGAGGAGGGCAGAGGAGGGGCGAAGGAGAGGCAGGGACCGACAUUACUCGGUGGAGAAUGAAAGACGAUCGCGGGACACAAACAUGGCAUUAUCUAGAGAGCGAUGAGGAAGUCAAGGCGUGGCCACAGAGCACGGCGGAUAAGUGGUACUUGGGCAUGGAUACGGAACUCCCUGAGCUCCCGUCCGCGAACACACCGCUCCAAGCUAUACACAAUGGCCUCGCGUUCUACAAAGAAUUACAACAACCGGUGGGGAACUGGGCGUGCGAAUAUGGAGGUCCAAUGUUUCUCCUUCCAGGCCUCAUAACGACUUGGUACGUUACCGAGACGCCGAUACCGUGGCAUCAUAAGGUGGAGAUGAAGAGGUAUUUGUUUGCUAGGGCGAAUCCUGAGGAUGGAGGAUGGGGCUUGCAUAUCGAGGGUGAGAGUAGCGUGUUUGGCACGGCGAUGAACUACACCGCUUUGCGGCUACUAGGCGUCGAUGCGGAAGAUGCGCGGAUGCAAAAGGCUAGGGCUACACUGUGGAAACUGGGCGGUGCGCUGAAGGCGCCGCAUUGGGCGAAGUUUUGGUUGGCAGUGUUGGGAGUGCUCGAUUGGGAUGUGGUUAAUCCGGUGCCGCCUGAGUUGUGGUUGCUCCCUAAUUGGGUGCCCAUUCACCCCUGGAAAUGGUGGGUACACAUGCGAACCGUUUUCCUCCCCAUGGGCUACAUCUACUCCCAGCGGUGGUCAUACCCUCUGAAUGAUCUUACGAAAUCAUUACGAUCCGAACUUCUUGUCCAGCCCUACGAAUCUAUUACCUUCAUCCGCCACCGCAACGACAUCUCCCCAGUGGACAACUACCACCCCAAAAGUCUCGCCUUGCGCCUCCUUUUCUGGUUCCUGGUCCACAUUUGGUUUCCCUACCUGCGACCCGCCUCGCUAAAGAAGAAAGCAGAGGAUCACGCGUGGUGGAUCAUCCAGCGCGAAGAUGAAAACUCAGACUUUGCCAAUCUCGGCCCUGUCAACGGACCGAUGAACACGCUUGUCUCGUACAUACGUUAUGGCCGGGACUCAGUCCCCUUCCAGCGGCAUCUCGAGACACUCCCAGAGUUCUUAUGGAUGAAAGACGAGGGCAUGCUCAUGAACGGCACGAACGGCGUGCAAUGUUGGGAUACAGCGUUCACGGUCCAAGCCGUCAAACACUGCGGCCUCAUCCAAGACCCGCAAUACCACGACAUGCUCCACCGCUCGCUAGAGUUCCUUGAAGACCAACAAAUGCCCGAAGAAUGCCGCGACCAGCACCAUAUUUACCGCCAAUCCCGAAAAGGUGCAUGGGGUUUCUCGAACCGACGGCAGGGCUACACAGUCUCUGACUGCACGUCCGAAGGCCUCAAAGCCGUACUAAUCCUGCAAACACUUCCCGAGUUCGAGUCCCUCAUCCCAGACACCCGACUCCACGACGCAAUCGACAUCCUUCUGACUAUGCAAAACAAGAGCGGCGGCUGCGCCUCCUAUGAACCCACUCGCGGCUCCGAGUACCUCGAGUUGCUCAACGCCGCAGAGGUCUUCGGUCGCAUCAUGAUCGAGUACGACUACACGGAAUGCACGACCGCCGUGAUCACCGCCCUGCAUAUGUUCCAGAAAUACGACUCUGUGUACCGCGCAGACGAGAUCAAAGCGUUCAAAGCCCGGGCUAUCGACUACAUUCGCGCUGCACAAUUACCUGAUGGAUCAUGGUACGGCGCGUGGGGCAUCUGCUUCACAUACGCAGGCAUGUUCGCUCUAGAGUCUCUCGCGUGCGCUGGAGAAACAUACGCGAAUUCCGAGCGUGUCCGCCGCGGAUGUAAAUUCUUCCUGGAUCAUCAAAUGGAAGACGGUGGGUGGGGCGAGACCUAUCGCAGCUGCGAGACGGGCGUGUGGUGCAAUCACGCGGAGUCGCAAGUCGUACAAACGGCAUGGGUCGUUAUCGCUAUGUGCCAUGCGGAGUAUCCUGAAAAGGAGCCGUUGAAGAAGGCACUGGAGAUGAUUGUCAGGAGGCAAAGGAGAAACGGGGAGUGGGUGCAGGAGGCGAUUGAGGGGGUGUUUAAUAAAAGCUGCAUGAUAUCCUAUCCGAACUAUAAGUUCAUUUUCCCGAUUAUGGCGCUGGGAAUGUAUCGAGAGAGAUUUGGAGAUGAGGCACUGUUUUGA